AACCCUCCCUACGUUCACCUAACAUAGUCCACAUAUUUUCAAUGGCAAACCCUAGAGUCUACUUCGACAUGACAAUCGGCGGCCAACCAGCCGGCCGGAUCGUGAUGGAACUGUUCGCCGACACAACUCCACGGACCGCAGAGAACUUCAGGGCUCUUUGCACUGGAGAGAAAGGAAAAGGCCGAAGCGGCAAGCCUUUACACUACAAAGGCUCGACUUUCCAUCGAGUCAUCCCUGGAUUCAUGUGCCAGGGAGGAGAUUUCACUGCAGGGAAUGGAACCGGAGGGGAAUCGAUCUACGGAUCGAAAUUUGCCGACGAGAAUUUUAUAAAGAAACAUACUGGGCCAGGGAUUUUGUCCAUGGCCAAUGCUGGGCCUGGGACUAACGGGUCGCAGUUCUUUGUCUGUACAGCCAAGACUGAAUGGCUCGAUGGAAAACACGUGGUGUUUGGAAGAGUAGUGGAGGGUCUGGAUGUUGUGAAGGCUAUAGAGAAGUUUGGGUCUUCUAAUGGAAGGACCUCCAAGCCUGUUGUUGUUGCUGACUGUGGACAGCUUUCUUGAGCUGAAGAAGUUCUUAUUAUACCAUGGCUGUUAUCUUUAUAUUUGAGUCUUUAAUAUUUCUUUUCAAGUUUCUCUGGUUGUUGCCGUUUUAUGAUAAUCUACAGAUACAAUAAAAUUAAUGAAUAGUUUUAUAUUUUUCUUC
This is a messenger RNA of Populus nigra (black poplar), 702 nucleotides long. Its product is annotated as peptidyl-prolyl cis-trans isomerase. Gene Ontology annotation, cellular component: cytosol; plasma membrane. NCBI's taxonomy places the organism in Eukaryota, Viridiplantae, Streptophyta, Magnoliopsida, Malpighiales, Salicaceae. Gene Ontology annotation, biological process: protein peptidyl-prolyl isomerization; protein folding. Gene Ontology annotation, molecular function: peptidyl-prolyl cis-trans isomerase activity. The transcript has a single exon. The coding region runs from base 42 to 560 and encodes 172 amino acids. The record is from RefSeq and is a predicted model, not a curated record.